Molecule: messenger RNA, 5002 nt
Organism: Tarenaya hassleriana
Lineage: Eukaryota; Viridiplantae; Streptophyta; Magnoliopsida; Brassicales; Cleomaceae
Product: protein TIME FOR COFFEE-like
Exons: 12
Coding region: 83-4687 (1534 amino acids)
Biological process (GO): regulation of circadian rhythm
Cellular component (GO): nucleus
Source: RefSeq, a predicted model, not a curated record
GCACAAAUAGAGGAGAUAAUGGGAAGCGAGUAGAAAGAGUGCGAUUAGGGAAGAAGGAAGCGAAGCGCAGAGAGAGAGAGAGAUGGAUAGAAAUAGAGAAGCUCGAAGAGUAACCAUGGCGGCCGCCGGGAAUGGUUUGUCUCGACGGAGGUAUAGAGCCGGAAGUUUCCGGGACUCUCCAGAGGAUGAUGGUCCGGUGGAGUUUCCGGAGGUGGCGAGGCUGAGAGAUAGGGGACCGAGUGGGAAGAAGGAUCGAGAUCGAGAUCGAGAGCGUGACAGAGAUAGGGAGAGGGAGAGGGAGAGAGAGAGAGACCGGUUUAAUAGUCGGAGCAAGAGGAAAAGAGGAGACCGGUUGAUGACGAUGUACGGGAACAUGGACGACGGCGGCGAUGAGAGCUCCGAGGAGAGCAUCAACGACGACGAGGAAUACGACGACGGGGGAGGAGGCGGAGGACCACCGUCUUUGGUGAAGAUGCUCCCGCCGGCGAGUAAUUUCAGUACGACCUCGUUGUCGAACCACCACAGCGGUGGUGGUAAUCCCCACCAGAGGAAGAGCUUUCCUCCGGCGAAAGUUUUCAGAUCGUCUCCUUCUCCGGCGUCGACGCCGUCUGCGGCUGUGGCGAUAUCUCCGAUUGUGCCGUCGUGGAAGGCCGCCGACGAGAUGAUCGGCGUUUCGGUUCCGAGAAAAGCCCGGUCAGCAUCUACGAAGAGACCGCACGAGUCGUGGGCAUCGAGCGGUGGCGUUUUCGCCGGUGGAGAGCAAAUUCACCGCCAAGUCUCGACGUCUCCGGCGAGGGUCAGUCCUGCUUCGAUGCUAGCUUCACCUUCUCCACCAGCUCCUCCGUCGCCAUCUUCCUCCAGCGUUUCCGCCCGGAAGAAGAUUUCUUCGGCGCCGAAACAGAAGCCACUGCCUCCCAAGUCGUCGUCGUCGUGCAAGCCGUCUUCUCCUAUGGCGGCUCAGGACGAGAUCGAGAUCGAGAUCGCGGAAGUGUUGUACGGCAUGAUGAGGCAGCCGAUGGAACCGUCGAAGCAAGAAACCGCCGUGAAUGAAUCCCGAGAUGCCGAAAAUGUCAAUCCCGGUGCCAAAUCAACGGGAGACCUCAAAUCUCCGAUCUCCAACUCACCUUACAUUCUUCCUCAGUCCUCUGUCACUCUCGCCACAAAUUCUAGCUCGUCUAAUGGGUCGGCCACCGCUCCCAAGAGGAAGAGGCCGAGACCCGUCAAAUACGAAGACGAGAACAAUUCCGUUUUACCAUCUGGUAUGAGUUCCAUCUCCUCCACCGUAAAGGCGGAAGCCGAUGCUCCUUCGAAGAUUUCAGGAUCCACCGAAGAAAACAGCUCCGUAUUGGAGUCGACGAGUCCGGCAGGCAUAUCAGCUCCUCCGCCACUGAAGGCGGAUCGAGGAAGCAAGCCGUCUCUAGAAUCGAGAUCUAUGGUAAAAAAAGAUAGCAGCUUGACCAAAGAUGAAUCUGUAUCAACGAAGAUGGAAGGUUCCUCUGGGGUUAGAUCCGAUGGCGACGGCGUUGUCACCAUAGCCGCUAAAGCGAUUUUGCCAUCCCCGGAAAAGGAGAAGUUAAAGAUAGAUCUGAUGGCGCCACCGCCGGCGAGAUCGUCACCGGAGAGAGAUGGAGAGAAGAAAUGUGUGGUGAUAGAGGUUAAACCUAAAGCCACGGAUGUGGAAACGGAAAAUGCUAAGCCUCUACCAAAGGAAAACGACUCCAACGCUGAGAAAUCGGGAUGCAAGGAAGAUUCUUCGAUCCGGGAGCCUGAUGGGAAGAAACCCAGAAAGCUGGAAUCUGAAUUCCAGAAAUCAGAGAUGAACACAGAACUCAAGCUUGAUCUGGAAACCCCCGGAGCGAAGACUGUCUCCACUACUGGUUUGGGCUUGAACAAGUUAAAUCACCACCAUGUCCAGAAGCAGACACAGCAGCAAAUGCCCUGUGCCGAGAAAGCUGCUCAGGCGAGUCAUUUGCCUCUUCACAUGUCAAUGGCUGGUUGGCCUGGAGGCCUUCCUACAAUGGGAUGCAUGGCACCUACACAGGGAGUUGUACCAAUGGAUUCAAGCUCUUUACCUUCUGCAACAAUGCAGCCUCCCCAUUUGUUUUUUAAUCAACCGAGGCCGAAGAAAUGUGCGACUCACUGUUAUAUCGCCCGGAACAUUCAUUACCAUCAACAGUUCAUGAAAAUGAAUCCGUUCUGGCCAGCGGCAGGCUCAGCAUCGCUGUAUGGUGCAAAGGCCUGCAAUCCGAAUCCUGUUCCAUCCACUGAACUGCAAGGAAAUGUUUUGGGUAGGACUGCCAAUUCGGCAUCAGAUAAGAGCUCUCAGUCUAUUAAUACUACCUCGGAAACGAGCCAGAGGACUCAGAUAUUGCUUCAGCAAGCUUUGCCUCCAGGAGCACCUAGUAACAUCUUGCAUGGCCCAGCAUUUAUUUUUCCAUUGGGCCAGCAACCGCAUGCUGCUUCUGCAAUAGCCGCUGCUUCUGUCAGGCCGCCGGUUAUGAGCGGCAACACAGCUUCCUCUGCCGCUUCCGCUUCUUCUUCCUCUGUGAAUGGCUCUGCCCCGGCCCCCCAAUCUGGAGCCACAACAAUGAGCUUCAGCUACCCGAACAUGCCGGGCAAUGAGACUCAGUACCUGGCUAUCCUGCCGAACAACGGUUACCCAUUUCCAGUCCCGGCCCACAUUGGCGCACCACCGCCUGCUUACAGAGGAGUGUCUGGGCAGCCGAUACCGUUCUUUAGCGGUCCAUUCUAUUCCUCUCAAAUGAUCCAUCCUCCUCCUCAUCUUCAGCCACAGCAGCAACAAUCUGGUCAGGGACAACAGGGCCAAGCUUCUAGCAACAACCAGAUCACAUCCCUUGCCUGUGGUUCCUCUGCAGCACAAAAGCAAUUCCAGAACCAACAGCAGAGGCCUCCGAUGAAUCCCGGGAACCCACAAGGUUUUCCAACUUCGAAGGUUCAAUCUUCUCAGCCUUUAAGCUUUCAGCAGAGACAGCAGCAGCCGCCAAGAGAAAACACGACUCAGCAGAGUGGAACCGCCAUGGACGAUAGCCCGUCAACUGCUGAUAGCCGGCUCACUCGCUCCAAUGUUGCAUAUGGCCAGAAGAACUUUGCUAUGCCGAUGCAACAACCAACGAACUUGGGUUUGAUGAAUUCAGCAGCCUCGGGUGGUGCAGUGGCCGCCAGUGAGAAGAAACCGCAACGGCAGGGGUCCAAGGCGUCCGAUGUGGAAUCCCUUCAGUCUCAGGCCUAUGCUAUGGCGUUUGCAACAUUCAACGGGGCUAAUCCUCCCGGUCUUAAUAUGCCUGCCAUUGCUCAGAAUCAUGCUAUCUUCCAUAGCCUCCCAGAGGCGGCGGCGGCAGCAAGGCAAGGCUAUCACCAGGUGAUGGCAGCUGCUCAACCGAAAAUGAACUAUAAUCCACCUGAAGAUGGAAAAUCUCGUCGUAAUGCCACUGCUAAUGCCAUGGAAGAACGGAAGACUGGAGGAACAGGAAAAACAACUCAGUCUAUUGCUUUCUCUAGUAAGCCAGAUUUAGCCGAUGAGUCUGGUUCCGAGGUAACGGGUAGUGGUGCCAUUGAUAGCUCUGCUGGGCUACUCAAUCUUGGGCCUGCUCCUCCCCGGACUUGCACCUCUAUGCAGAACUCUCACCACCAGCAGCAGCAGCAAUACACCAUUUAUCUCCAGAAGCAACAACAGUAUGCCACUGCUGCAGCUGCAGGUUCUGCGGCAAAAAGCAAAGGAUCGGUGACAAGUAAUGGAAGUGUUUUCCCAGAUCACCGUGUCGGAGGCAAGUUUCUUAAUGCUAAUUCCGGGUUUCCUCAAAAUCAUUCUCAGUGGAAGAACAGUUCCUCCAGGACGAACCCGACCCAGGUACUGCCAUCAUCUGCUGCUCCGUCUCUAAAAUCCGUUGCUCCGAAACAGCAAGGUCGGCCUCAGCAAGGGCAGAUAUCAUUUGCGGGAAACUCUAAAUCUCUGAUGUCUGGUCCACCAAUACAGCAGUCUCAGUCCCCUCCGAUGCUAGUCGGGUCUCCCUCUACCUCUUCCGUGUCCAAAAACGUGGGGAGCCCGAGAACAACUACAUCGGCAUCAUCGCAGCCAUCUAAGAACCCUCAAACAGCAUCGGUUCAUAACUCAUCAGCAUCAUCUGCAUCAGCAGCGAGCGGUGGGAGGAACGGGAAUGGGAAUGGCCCAUCUGUACUCGGUAACCCUAAUGUAACUCCCCCGGCCACGUCGGGGGCUGGGUCCAAGCCCCAAGUUCCUCCACACCAGCAGCAGCAGGGUCAGCUUUUCUUCUCUAACCAUUAUAUCCAACCACCUCAACAGCAGUCUGUGAGUGGAUAUUACCUCCAGAGACAUCAGCAGCAGCUACAUGGCUCGUCACCCGCCGCAACAGCUCAUUCCCAGACCCCCCCAGUUGCCGUCUCCAGCACGACCAUUACCCCAGCCACAUCUGACCCUGCUAAGGCCAUAGCUGUGGCCGCUGCAGCUGCCAUGGCCGCUAAUAACAUGAAAGGCGGGAACCUGGCAGUCACCAACUCAUCGGGUCCGUAUGGUUCUGCUGCUCAGCUGCCACCACCCGGGAAGACGCAUCAUCAGCUCGUUGUUCCGCCCGGGUUCCCUUAUGUUCAUGCUGUACCCUCUGCGGUUCCGGUGAAACCUGCAGACCAGAAGCAACAAGCCGGUGAGUGAAAUAGACCAAAUCCCUAAACCCCCCUUGUUAAUUUAAGCUCAUCGAGAGACAGAGGGCGUGAGCGUUGAAGAGGCAGAACAGAAGGCUUUGGAAACUAGGACAGAGCCUUCGGAUGUUUGCUGUUGUUACAAGGCAAGCAUCAGUCGGCAAGAAAAGCUGGGAGGAACACUCCCCAGAAAGACCCACGAGAGGACAGAAGACAAUCUUUCUUUUUGUCUUGGUUUUUCAAGAACUCUGUACAAGUUAUAGUAUUCUAACAGAAACGAAUGGUAAAAGCUUUUUUUUUAAAUUUUAAUAAUAUUAUUAUUAUUAAA